AUGACCACGCUGGCCCCCACAGGGCGGGGCUUAUCAGAGACUACCUCCAGAAUGCAACUGGAUUGUCUCCGUCAGCUGGUGGUGGUUCUGUGUGAACGUUCUCAGCUCCAGGAUUUAGUCCAGUUCUCCUACGUCAACCUGCACGACCAGGUGGUCGGCAUCAUUGAGUCUCGGGCCAGAAGUCUGGAUCUGCUGAGUCAUAAUUACUAUGAGCUGCUGUACGCCUUCCACAUCAACAGACACAACUACAGGAAAGCGGGGACCGUGAUGUUUGAGUUGGGGAUGCGUCUGGGCAGAGAGGUGCGGACUCGUCUGGGUCUCCAGAAACAGGUCAACUGUUACCUGGCUGCUCUAAACUGUCUCCGCCUCAUCAGACCUGAAUACGCUUGGAUUGUCCAGCCAGCUGCUGGAGCCACGUACGAGCGCCCCGGAGCGUCUCCGAAGAGGAACUCUGAUGGAGAGUUUUCUUCUGAACCAGUGAAGCGUCAGGUGGACAUCCUGGAACUUAAGGACCUGGAGAAGGAGUACAUCCUGUCUCGCAGCCGCCUCACGCUCGCCCAGCACCACCCGCCGUCGGCCGCCAUCGCCGGCAGUGCGUCCCCUGAGGAGAUGGUGUCCCUGUUGGUCCAAACUGGGCUGUUUGACUCUGCUCUGUCCAUCUGUCAGACCUUCAACCUGAACCUGACUUCAGUCUUCGAGGGUCUCACCUUCAAGUGCAUCAAGCUGCAGUUCGGGGGGGAGGAGACUCAGAAUGAAGCCUGGAGCUGGUUGGCUGCCAAUCAGCUGUCAUCUGUCGUCAACACCAAAGAGUCCAGUGCGACAGACGAGGCGUGGCGUCUGCUCUCCUCCUACCUGGAGCGUCAUCUGUCCGCUAACGGACAGCAUCACCGCUGCGUCAUCAACAAGCUGCUGUCGCACGCUGUGCCGCUCCCUGAUUGGCUCAUCUCUUCUUACAAGGGCGUGGACGCGGCCUCUCUGCUGCGUCUCUACCUGAACUUUGACCUUCUGGACGCUGCAGCCGAGCUGGUGCUGGAGUACAUCGACGCCCUGCUCGGACGGGGACACCAGUACUUCGGGAUAGAGAGACCCCUGUCUGCGACCUCUUCCUCUGUCUGGCUGCCCUACACGUCCAUCGAUCAGCUGUUACAGACUCUGAACGAGACGCAGACCAACAGCAGCAUGUAUAAUAAAGUUCGGGACAAACUGGCCGAUUAUCACCGACUGGUGGAGCAGACGACCAAACGGCGUCUCGCCACCCGAUGAUGGCUCGGCCAAUCGGAGCCUCGGCUGGAGCCCUGAACCCUGAUGAUGUAAAUAAACUGUUUUGGGGUUAACGUGUAAAUCAGCUGUUUGUGUUUAGGUUUUUUAUAAUAAUUUGUACUCGUCAUGUUUCUCCAUCAGAAUGUAAGUUGUGAUGAAAUUAAAGUGUUUGUUGCAUUUCA
Molecule: messenger RNA, 1442 nt
Organism: Perca fluviatilis (European perch)
Lineage: Eukaryota; Metazoa; Chordata; Actinopteri; Perciformes; Percidae
Product: nuclear pore complex protein Nup160-like
Exons: 13
Coding region: 1-1263 (420 amino acids)
Cellular component (GO): nuclear pore
Molecular function (GO): structural constituent of nuclear pore
Source: RefSeq, a predicted model, not a curated record